This is a messenger RNA of Dromiciops gliroides (monito del monte), 2418 nucleotides long. RefSeq names its product death domain associated protein (gene DAXX). Gene Ontology annotation, molecular function: histone binding. Lineage: Eukaryota; Metazoa; Chordata; Mammalia; Microbiotheria; Microbiotheriidae. The record is from RefSeq and is a predicted model, not a curated record. The transcript has 8 exons. Bases 16 to 2343 code for a protein of 775 amino acids.
CAGGUUCCCUCAGUCAUGAUAGAUGCCGUACGACAAUAUGGCCUCCCCCUUUUCCCCUUAGAGACUUCCGAGUCUCCCGGCAUCGGAGAAACCCUCACAUUUGAGACAUUUGGGCGGAGUGGGCCAAUGGAACCCUUGGGCGACUCGCUGUCCGUCUCCCGUAGAAGGACCAACAUUAUCGUGCUGGAUGAUGAUGAGGAGGAUGAAGCAGCUGCCCAGCCAGGGCCUUCCUAUCCACCCCCAAAUCAGGCCCAACCCCUGGCUGCAGUCUCUGAUUCCCUCCCGUCCAGUGGGGAAGGCAGCAGCAGUAGUGGGGGCAGCAAGAAAUGCUACCAGCUGGAGAAUGAGAAGCUGUUUGAAGAGUUUCUUGAUCUAUGUAAGAAGCAAACUGGAGAACACCCCGAGGUCGUCCCAUUCCUCUUUAACCGACGGCAACGUGCUCGCCCUACGUUCCUGGCCUCAGCUGAGCUCCGAAAUGUGCUCUCUCGGGUCCUUUCCCGUGCCCAAACCCGGCCUACCAAACUCUAUGUCUACAUUAAUGAGCUUUGUACAGUGCUCAAAGCCCAUUCAAUCAAGAGGAAGGUGCCCCUAACCCCUGCUUCCACGUCCACCGAGUCCCCUGGGGAUGCACCUACCAAUCCUUCCUCUAAUCCUGCCCCUACUGAAGAAACUGCUCCUGGCUCCCCACGACCCCGAGGUUCACGGAGACAGAUCCAGCGCUUAGAGCAACUGCUGGCAUUAUAUGUAGAAGAGAUAAAACGACUACAGGAAAAGGAGCUGGACCUAUCCGAGCUAGAUGACCCGGACUCUGCAUAUUUGCAGGAGGGGCGGCUGAAACGUAAACUGCUAGGACUCUUUGGGCGUCUGUGUGAGUUAAAAGCAUGUAGCUCACUGACAGGUCGUGUGACUGAGCAGCGGAUACCCUACCGGGGCACUCGAUACCCAGAGGUCAACCGAUGUGUGGAGCGUCUCAUCAACAGGCCUGGCCCAGAUGCCUUUCCUGAUUAUGGGGAUGUCCUUCGGGCUGUGGAAAAAGCAGCCACGAGACAUGGCCUCUGCCUCCCAAGGCGACAGCUCCAGCUCCUUGCUCAGGAUGCCUUUCGGGAUGUUGGCACCAAGUUACAAGAGCGGCGCCAUCUUGAUCUUGUCUACAACUUUGGCUGUCACCUCACAGAUGACUAUAGGCCAGGCAUUGACCCUGCAUUGUCAGACCCCAUCCUGGCCCGUAGGCUUCGAGAGAACAGGAGCUUGGCACUCAGUCGGCUGGAUGAAGUGAUCUCCAAAUAUGCAUUGAUGCAGGAUGAGAGUGAGGAGGGUGAGAGACAAAGAAAGAGAGCCCGAUUUUCCCAAGGCAACUCCCCUCACAAUGAAGACCUUCCAACAGCGUCAACAGAGUUGGGAGAGGGCCCUAGUGGGAAAAAAUCCACAUCUUGUCCCACUGUCUCCAAAAUUGAGACAGAUGAGGAUGAGGAUGAAGAAGAUGAUGAGGAAGAAGAUGAAGAAGAUGAAGAUGAGGAGCUCACAGAUUCAGAGGAAGAAAUGGAAGACAGCCAGGAGGGCCUCGGGGAGGAAGAUGAGCCAGGUAAGAGUCAUGUAGCUUCUCAGUCUCCAUCUCAGAGGAUUGCUGAGGAGAAGCUGGAGCCUGAACAGAGGAUUGACAGCAGCAGCUCUUCAGUGGAGGAAGAUGAAGCAGGAAUGUCAGGGUCAUACUCCCUACCUCAAAGGAAGAAACCUGUUCCCAUUUGCCUUGAGAAAAAAGACAAUGGGGAACAGCUCCCAUCAGAAGAGUUGUCCCAGGAUGCUGAAAGCCCAGCCUCCCAACUAUUUGAGUUGGUGAUUGAAGCCUUACCCUUGGACACAGUCCCCUCUCCUGAGGAUAGGGACCUCCCUUCUCCCACGAAGUGCCCAGUACCUCCCCUCCCCACCAGCCUCCUGGAGAAUGGGGCACCCACUGUUACCUCUACUUCCUUCAAUGGUGGGGUGUCUCCUAACACCUUGAGGGUUCCUAGUCCCUCCCUCAAGAAGUCUCUGAAGGAAGACAUGGCAGAAACAGAACUAAUCGAGCACAGCUGCAUUGAGGUGCAAACUGUAGAGGAACAAGAGAAUGGGAAGAGGUUUCACUUUCCCAGUGCCCCCUCCCCCUUGGCUUCUUCCUUGGUUCUAGUUGCUGACUCUUCCACUGCAGCAGAUUCACCCAGCCAUGGCUUGGUCAGCAGCUCUAGGUGUAGCCCUCCACCGCCUAGGCCCCCUAGACUACAAGCUCCCAGGCCUGCAGCCUUCAAGAUGAGUGUGGCAACACAAUGUGACCCUGAAGAGAUCAUCAUCCUCUCAGACUCUGACUAGCUGUCUGGCUUUCCCUGCCCUCACUUCCCACGGUUGUUUUUGGGGGGGGGGGCGGGGGGAGGGAGGGAGCUGAGA